Pleurotus ostreatus (oyster mushroom) is the source of this 1122-nucleotide messenger RNA. RefSeq lists its product as uncharacterized. Gene Ontology annotation, cellular component: cytoplasm; nucleus. NCBI's taxonomy places the organism in Eukaryota, Fungi, Basidiomycota, Agaricomycetes, Agaricales, Pleurotaceae. The transcript is spliced from 8 exons. Bases 1 to 1122 code for a protein of 373 amino acids. The record is from RefSeq and is a predicted model, not a curated record.
AUGAUCGCUUUUGCUUUCGGGCGUCUGCGCCCGGUACUUGGUAGUCGAGUUCCAAUCCAUCGAUAUCAAUUCCACCAUCGCAUACAACCGUUGUCUCGAACGAUGUCCAGCGAGAGCGAACAAGCCAGCAAGAAACAGAAGAUGACCAAAGUCAUUGGUACUCACAAUGGCACUUUCCAUUGCGACGAGGCUCUAGCAGUGUUCCUGCUGAGAUUGACGAACACAUAUCGAGAGUCUGACUUGAAGCGAACCAGGGAUCCAGCCAUAUUACAAACAUGCGACAUUGUCGUCGACGUGGGAGCUGUCUAUGACGAGAGCAAGCAGUUAUUUGAUCACCAUCAGAGAAGCUUUACUGAGGUGUUCGGCCAUGGCUUCACCACCAAGUUAUCCUCCGCGGGUCUGGUAUACAAGCAUUUUGGAAAGGAAGUCAUAUCGAAUGUCACUCAACUGCCGACGGACGAUGAAAAGGUGGAGACCUUGUGGUUGAAGAUGUACAAGGAAUUCAUUGAAGCCAUCGACGCGAUCGAUAAUGGCAUUGCGCAAUAUCCUGCAGACGUCAAGCCUCUGUACAGGAGCCGCACCGACCUCUCGAGCCGCGUCGGCCAUCUGAACCCCACUUGGAAUGAAUCCGUGGACGCCCAAGCAGUGGAUGUUCUCUUUGGGAAAGCCUCUGCGUUGACUGGUGAAGAGUUCCUCGGCCGCCUGAAGUACUACGCCAAUGCCUGGUUGCCUGCGAGGAACCUGUUGAUCGCCUCCAUCGCGAACAGUCUGAACGUUGACCCGUCUGGCAAAAUCAUCGUAUUCGAGCAGUUCCUCCCUUGGAAGGAACAUCUCUUCGAACUCGAGGAACAGCAGCAAACGCCCGAAGACUCUAAGGCCAUUUACGUCGUGUAUCCAGACGAGAUGGCUGGCGCAUGGCGCAUUCAGGCCGUGCCAGUCUCCCCCGAGAGCUUCCAGAGUCGAAAGGCGUUGCCAGAGGCGUGGAGAGGGCUGCGCGAUGACGAGUUGAGCAGCGUGUCCAAAAUUGAAGGUGGCAUAUUCGUUCAUGCCAGUGGAUUCAUUGGAGGCAACAAGACCAAGGAAGGCGCCAUGGCUAUGGCUGUGGCAGCUUUGACUAUCUAA